Messenger RNA from Akanthomyces muscarius, 1920 nucleotides. RefSeq lists its product as uncharacterized. The transcript is spliced from 3 exons. The record is from RefSeq and is a predicted model, not a curated record. Lineage: Eukaryota; Fungi; Ascomycota; Sordariomycetes; Hypocreales; Cordycipitaceae. Gene Ontology annotation, cellular component: transcription factor TFIIIC complex. Gene Ontology annotation, biological process: transcription initiation at RNA polymerase III promoter. The coding region runs from base 1 to 1920 and encodes 639 amino acids.
AUGACUUCUUAUUCAGAAAAUGGUGCUGUUGUCUCUAUCUCCGAUCGCUCUGUACCAGCAUCGCCAGAACCUGGAUCCAACUCGACUCCCGAUAUCGCAGCGCAGCACGCGCCAACCUUCACCAUACCGAACACAGAGAUUGCUGCCGUAGAAAUUCCUGCAGUCGUGCAAGACAUUGACCGCGCUAUCAAGGCGUUUGGUCGCCUACCAUCCUUUGAGCAUAUUCUGGACCCUCAGCGCAACUCGUUGCCUCUCUAUUUGAAUCCGGAGAGCCCAUUCUGCAACCCCAUCAUGUCCCAUAAUGCAGCUUCGCAUAACGUCGUCUUAAAAAUCACUGUGCCAAAGCGCACAGGAAGGAAAAGAAAGCGAGGCUCGUCGGGACCUUGGGAGGGCGACCAAGAGAUCCGCGAUGCGGGCCAAGCAAGCUCUAUUUGCUCGAUCGCUCGCCAAGACGAGCCCAAGGUCCUCAAACGAAAGCUUCAGGAUAAUGUCGGCCGCUACAAAGUGGACGCCGUGGGUGUUGUCAACCACACUCAUAGAUUCCGUGGUCUCGCAGACUUUUACUGGGAUUUGUCUACCUCAUCGUUUACUAACCGAUACGUGGACCAAGUCCUUACCGGAAAUGUCGAAAAGAUGAAGGCUUUUGCCUUCGAGCCAGGUAUCGACAAGGCCAGAAACCUGGAUGUAAUACCGCCGCCGUUAUUCACGCAUAUGAGUCUUCCGUUCAACUACUUUUACUCGCAAAAUCCAUACGUCCGCACCACUGCAGAUGGUGGCACAGUCAACGUCACCGCUGUCAAACAAGUUGGGUACUUUAUCAGCGCUGAUGAUCCCACGCCGACUGCCCCUCAAGAGCCUCCCGACGUGACGGACGCUCGAUUCAUGGAAGUUUUGGCAGACUUGGAGUCAGCUUUUGAAGACCGCCCUAUUUGGACCCGACGUUCAUUGUUAAACCAUCUCGGCAAGAAGCUUGACAGCUGGAACGAGCUCAAGAAAUAUCUCAACUACGCAGCCUACCAAUUCAAGGGUGGUCCCUGGCGAGAUUGCGUUGUGCCCUACGGCCUUGACCCACGGACAGAUCCUAAAUAUCGAGAAUAUCAGACCGUCAUGUUCAAAUUGACCAAACACAAGCGACCUCAGGGCCCUACGGCCGUGCGCACGUACCGCCGUCCCGAAAAGGUGGAGGAGCGUCAGGCACCCGCGGGAGCAGCCAGCCAUAUUUUCGACGGUGAAACAUAUGACACGGAUGGCAAAGUCUGGCAAGUCUGCGACAUCACCGACCCUCUGCUCCGCGAGCUUCUUGACGGAGCGGCUGUGCGCCCGACAUGGGACAUCAGCAGCGGCUGGUAUCACGGUGGGCUGUGGGCCAAGGUCAAGGCCAUCAUGAAGACGAAAUUGGUUGGUAUCCGAUUUGGUAGACAACUGUCACGCAUAGAUUUUGCCCCUACUUUGCAGUUCGGCGACAUGACACCACCGAGGUCAACAUCGAGCAAUUUUCAUUUGCCGCUGCCCAACUUGCGUCUCACAGAUGAAGAGCUCACGGCGCUACGCGGCCGCAAACCCCCGAAGAAAAAGAGCCAGGGAUAUAAUGUUAAACUACUCGGCCGUCGAGCAGCAUCAAUGACCGAUGACCCUACCUCGGUCGCAAGCUCACCAACCCGAGCUCCGAUGGAGGCCAUGGAGAAUGAGGAGGAUUCGGGCGCUGACAGCAACGACGAUAACAACAGCGGCUCCGAGCUGGAAGAUGACCAACUGGAUCAACUAGCAGAGGAUUACCACGGUCAAGGCUACAACGAGCCAGAGUAUCAUGGUCCGCGUUAUGAUGGUCCGGGUUACAACGGCCCGUAUCGAUAUGAAUAUGGUAGUGGCCACUUGAAUAACACAGAUGAGGUGGAGGACGUAUACCCAGAGCUAGAGUAG